CUUGUAGUUAUUGGUGGUCCGUACACCUUAGCAAAGUUGCUUUAAUUUUCUAGCAAGAGAAAAAAAAGGUCCAAAAAAAAAUCUCCAGAUUUUUCAAAUAUAAAAGGACCUACGAUUAUACUUUACUUUUUAACUUUUAAAGACAAGAAACAAUGUCCAAGUCAAUUGCCAUAUUUGGAGGCAGUGGGUUUCUUGGUCGAAAGAUCUGUGAAGUUGGUAUAGGACUUGGUUAUCAGGUCACCUCAUUUUCCAGAUCGGGGAAACCUCCAAGUAUCAAUGAAGCAUGGGUGGAUAAAGUUGAAUGGGUCCACGGUGAUAUAUUCAAGCCAGAAUCAUAUAAAGAGAAAUUGAAGGGGAAAUCGGCCGUUGUUCACUCUAUAGGACUUAUUUUGGAAAAUCAGGGCUAUAAAAAAUCUAUGAAUUCGAAUUUUAAUUUCUUAAGUGAUUUACAAAAUCUUGCUAGCUCUUUAAAGGGCCCCAACCCGAUGAAGAAGGAUCGUUUAAAUACCUAUGAAGCCAUCCAGCGUGAUUCUGCAGUGAUUUUGGCUGAUGCAUAUUUGGAGCAACAAAAGGAAGAUCCAACGUUUGUCUAUAUAUCGGCAGAUCAAAAGAUUCCAAUCAUUCCCGAAGGAUACAUUAAUACUAAGAGAGAGGCUGAAUUUGAAUUAUCUUGUAAAAAAGACUUGAGGUCUAUUUUUAUGAGGCCUGGUGUCUUAUAUAAUGAGUCUGACCCCCCCUUGAAUAACCGCAGAAUUUUCACUCAAUUCGUUGGCUUGGGUUAUGACAUCAAGAAUACAUUGUUGGGAAAUAACAUAGACUUCAUAAAUCAAUUAGUUAGACCUCCAUGUUCUACUGAGCAAGUCGCUACAAAGAUUUUUGCUAAAAUAGAGGAUAAGAAUGCUAGUGGUGUUGUUCUUUUAGAUGAAAUUAGAAAAUAGCU
This is a messenger RNA of Hyphopichia burtonii NRRL Y-1933, 940 nucleotides long. Its product is annotated as ubiquinone biosynthesis protein. Gene Ontology annotation, molecular function: protein-containing complex binding. NCBI's taxonomy places the organism in Eukaryota, Fungi, Ascomycota, Pichiomycetes, Serinales, Debaryomycetaceae. The record is from RefSeq and is a predicted model, not a curated record. The transcript has a single exon. Bases 153 to 938 code for a protein of 261 amino acids. Gene Ontology annotation, cellular component: mitochondrion.